Messenger RNA from Alternaria arborescens, 1191 nucleotides. RefSeq lists its product as hypothetical. NCBI's taxonomy places the organism in Eukaryota, Fungi, Ascomycota, Dothideomycetes, Pleosporales, Pleosporaceae. The record is from RefSeq and is a predicted model, not a curated record. The transcript has a single exon. Bases 1 to 1191 code for a protein of 396 amino acids.
AUGUCUCAGAUAAGCACGCCGCUCAGUCGCUCAGCCGUUGAUCCGUUCUCUCCAUCGUUGAAUCAGGAUCAACAACUCUCACAAGCCGACUUCGAAGAAUUGUUCGGAACAGCUGGUUCAGCACAGCCUGUCUUCUCGUCAAACGACAGCGACAUAUUUGAUGAGCUCGGCUUUACAUACGAAGAAGACUGUAUUGUACCUGGUGAUCCACCAAACCCCUCCGCGAUAUCGACGCCCAAUUUUUCCGACUACGACUUCGGCCUGAACGCUCCAGUGUACCCGACCCCUGGGCCAAACUCACCACAUCCGUACCCACUAGAGCUGCAACCAGUUCAUCCAGCGAUAAUUGAUCAGCAAGACUACAAUCACCGUCCCCGGCCUACACGAUCUCAAACGAAUAAUGCCUACAACUAUCCAGCACAGACACCACAAUGCUACGGUCAUCGUCGUCGAUCGUUGAGUACUAGCGAUGCAAAUCGAAUCGCUGCAAGUAAUAGCAUCAACAACCCAACUUUCAUUCGCCUUCAAGCACCACGCGCGAGAUCAGGUACACCAGAGGACAGGAGAAGGAAUGGUCUAUACUACCGGCAUGGAAGGAGUGCAAGUCAAGGUCCCGCGCAAGGAGACAGACCAACGAAUCCGACAAGUACACCAUACCAUAUCUACAGUGACUCGUUGGUAGGUGGCCUGUUGCCAACACCCAUUGGCACACCACUAAACCAGUUGGCCGAUGUUGAAGAAUUGAAUUACCGCGCUGGCACAACGAUUCAUACAAUCCACUCGGAAGGCCCGGUGUUUCGACACAUGAGACGCCCUGAAAAAAUGGCACGAAGCAGGCGCAUCAUUGAGAUUGGCGCUCUCGUCGUUUCCAAUCGCUCCAAACUGGACCCUAGACUUGAGCCGCCUAGUCCGACCGCAGAUCGCGCGCGAAUAUUGGAGAAACUGGGUGAUAUCGAAGAACAUCUUAGGAAUAAGGAAGGUAAAGAAGCACUCCCGGCGUGUAUGACGAUUCGCGUUACGCUGUCAAGGAACAUGGACGCUGAGGAUGUGGAUGUGGAUGUAGCGGACAAUACAGUAGGAGUCUGUUCAGAAGCGCCCGGCAAGGAGCGCAUGGAAACGCGAUGUGAUACGUACAACGAUCAUGACGAUAACGAGAUCAUGGAAAUGUUCAGCGUUCCCAUCGUACAGUAG